AUGACGCUGUAUAAAAUCCAACAAAAACAACAAACUGAAGAUGCCGGAGAGAGAGAAAGAAAGGACCGGGAGGGAGAGGAGGAGGAGGAGGAAAGGAAAGAAAGGAGAACAGAAAGAGGCCUUGGCCAAACAUCUCAGAGACUCUACCUAUACACGCCCUCCAACCUCUCCUCCAAAGAAAAUCGACAGAGAAUUCUUCAAGAACCCAGAAGCACCGUUGAAAUCCCUUCAUCCUUCUCCCGGUUUCACAAGUUCGUCGCCAGAGGGCCGACACGACGACUCUCAUCUCGGAGGGAGGAGAGAAGAAGGGAGAUGAGGGGAGGAGUGAGAGGAGAGGAGGAGAGGAGGAGGAGGCGACAUCAACGCGUCACUCCGACAGAGGGACUUGGAGGUCACAGUGACAGAAUACAGAAUAACUAUAUGAUGAAUGACGGAGGCAACAAAAUCCGGCGUCCAUUGUGCCAAAACGCCAUGGACUCCGGAGGGAAACUAGCCCGUACGCCCUCGCCAUCUCUGCCAGGGGCGAGCGCUGAAAAGGGUUACAAGGGAGCGAUCGCGGCCGCCCAGGUAGCCAAUGAGGCGUGCCCAAAGCCGCCUCCUCCUCCUCCUCCUCCCCCUCCCAUCACAACUUCGAUCAUCUCUGCCCCCUUCCCCCUCCUCCUCCUCCCCCACUCUUCCUCCUCUUUCCUCUGA
Molecule: messenger RNA, 693 nt
Organism: Macrobrachium nipponense
Lineage: Eukaryota; Metazoa; Arthropoda; Malacostraca; Decapoda; Palaemonidae
Product: protein enabled homolog
Exons: 4
Coding region: 1-693 (230 amino acids)
Source: RefSeq, a predicted model, not a curated record